Molecule: messenger RNA, 861 nt
Organism: Heteronotia binoei (common prickly gecko)
Lineage: Eukaryota; Metazoa; Chordata; Lepidosauria; Squamata; Gekkonidae
Product: acyl-coenzyme A thioesterase THEM4-like
Exons: 6
Coding region: 1-861 (286 amino acids)
Source: RefSeq, a predicted model, not a curated record
AUGCUGAGGAGCUGCGGCCACCUGACGAAGUGUCUCCACCUCCGGGUGAGCACCAGAGGCGCCCCCUGGGUUGUCGCGUCCAAAGGGGUCUCGCCGCUUUCCAGUAACGCAGUCAGGCCUCUUCCAGCAUCAGAGCUGAAGGAUUACGCCCUCCCCAACUCCAGCUGGAGCAGGGACAUGACGGGUCAGUUCAACAAGUUUGCUGCGAUGACUGAAGACGGGACGUGGCGGAGGAUUCCUUCGCACAGACGCGUGGAGGACAGCGCUCCAGAAUAUAUAAAACAAAAAUUGGAGGAGCAACAGAAGAAAAGAGACACUCGGUACUUCUGCAGAAGCAUCGACCAGGAAGGUCUCGGUUUUGAAUAUGUGAUGUUUUUCAACUCGUCGCAGAAAAGGAUGAUGGGCAUUUUCCAGCUGGGUCCCUACCUGGAAGGGCCUCCAGGGUUUGUGCAUGGCGGGUCGAUUGCCACCAUCCUCGAUGCCACCUUGUCGCUGUGCGCCCUCUUUGCUACCGGUGCCAUUCUGACGGCGAACCUCAGCAUAAACUAUAAGAGCCCCGUCCGACUGGGCUCCGUGGUCCUCGUGGACGGCAAAGUGGACAAGGUCGAAGGGAGGAAGGCAUUCCUCUCUGGCCCUGUGCAAAGUGCGGAUGGGCAGACCCUCCACGCGGAGGGCAGAGCUCUGAUAUUCCAGCUGGAUUCCCACAAGCCUCUCUAUGAACAGCAGCUUUCUUCUCAGAUGUGCUUCCGAGCCCACCGGACAAACCCCAGACCUUUGCUUAGUCUUGGUCAUCUUGAGCAAAGUCCGUCAGGUCGCACCGCUCACUUCCCCCAGUUCUGGGAUCAGCUACUUUACAAGUGA